Molecule: messenger RNA, 2065 nt
Organism: Neolamprologus brichardi
Lineage: Eukaryota; Metazoa; Chordata; Actinopteri; Cichliformes; Cichlidae
Source: RefSeq, a predicted model, not a curated record
AGGCCUUAUUAUGGUCACAUGACGGUGUCACCUGACCUAUACUCUCCCAAUGGUCACAUGAUGAUGCCACCUGAUGCCUACCCGCCCAAUGGAUACCUCCCCAGAUCAUCAAAUGACCAGCACCCAGGCACCAACUACCUGCCCAGUGUGUCCUACAGCUUAGACCACCUGGACAGACUGGACUAUCGGGGCCAAGAAAUGUUGCACUACCAGCCUAACUCUGAGAGCUGUCUGAUUGGCUGUUACGGUGCAGAAGAGGUGGACCCGAAAAAUUUUCCCAGACAGUCGGACUAUCGUCAGCCCUGGAGGUCUGAACGUCCUCUUGGCUACCUUCCCCUCAGUGAGCUUGACAGCGGGUUAGGCUGUGGCCCCGACAGCCCACACAACCGGAUACCGCUCUCUGAAGCUGAGACAGAUGCCAUGUCAUCACUGCCUGGCCACACCCCUUCCUCUCAAGGAUCCUCCUCUUCCUCCGAGUCCCUAAUCUCCUCCGAACCCAGCGACUCAGGCUUCCACAGUGUCAGCACUGGGGAGCACAGACGGCUACACAAGAUUCACGGAGGCCACACUCAUCGGCAAGCUCACCAUCUUCGCUCAGGCCACUCCCCUCGUGAGCAGAGAGGACGCUGGGAUUUGGAGUCGAUUCCUGAGACGACUCCGAUGACCCAACCUGGAGUACCACAAGCAUCCCAUUGCUCUGUGGGUAACAGCACGACCACGACAGUUCACUUCCACAGAGCUGAGAGGAGUCCCACUUUACCUCGUCACCGUUCACCACCCUCGCCCUCUAUCGGUUGUCGUACUGAGCCUUGUCAGCGGAGGGCGCUAUGGUUGGAGCAGCAGCAGCACAGAGGAGGCGGGACUGUAGAGGGUCCAGGUAGGAGUCGAACAAUAACAGAUUUGAGUGAAGGACAGCGACGGCGCCGGGCGAGCCAUCCCAACAUGACAGAUCCAAACACAGCCCAGACUAACCAGCCAGACACAACCAGCAAUGCACUGGGGCCCAGGAGCAGGGCCAGCUAUCCCAACAACUGUCACCCUGCUAGUCAUCUGAGCAUAGACAAAACGAGUCUGACCAAUCAUCAGAACACGAUGAGAAACAGCCCGGGCUCGAACCGCAGCCGGGAGGAGGACUCGCUCUCCAAGAGCCCUGGAUCCGGCUCCAGUGGGAUGUCAGACUGGCGUGGCAUUCAGACCCUCGGGAACCGCCCCGGCAGGCCAAAGGGCACGUGCAGUCCUUUCUACAGCACUCUUGGAGCUCCACAACGUAGCCCUCACUCUCCACCCUCACCUCGCUCCAGACUGUCCAAUCAGAGGUCAGUCAGGAAUCAGCUGCUCAGGGCCCGAGCGUACCGUCUGGCCAGGGAACGCAGCGAGGUCACCACAGACGAGGAGGUGCGAGGAGAAGGAGGCAGGCUAGGGGAGGAGGAAGGAGACGAUGGACGGUUGGCGGGGCGAUACUGGAGCCGGACGGAAAGAAGACGCCACCUGGCGCUGUCACGCCAACACCGAGAGAGGAGAGGAGGUGGGGAGGAGCAAACUGGGGUCAUUCAGGGGUCACUGUCAUCUCAGACGGUGCUGGAGCUGAGCCACAUGAAGCAGAACCGACUGAGGAACAGCAAGCUGCUCGAUGAUUGGACGACGGUGGAGGAGCUGUUGACUCACGGGACUCGAGUGGAGAGCGACAGCCAGCUUUGUCCCAGCCCACUGCUGUCGGUCACUACCGUCUGAUGGCAACGCAACACGCCAUCAUUUACUGAUCACUCAGACCCAGAUUCAUUAAAUAUGUGUGUUGCAAACAGCAAACUUCAUGGUCACUCACGCCUCAGUUACACAUCGAAAUUACAUUUUAAACACAUUUGAAAACAAAACUUUGUGUAUUGGGACACAAUUUGCAAGAUUUGCCAACAUAAAUCUCACUGAAUAUCUUUUUAAGUCCUCAUAAAGAGAAAAAUUAAGACAAAAGUUUACACCUUUCAGUAAUCAGUUCUCCAAGGUACGCUGCCAUUCAAAGAAAUAUAUAACUCUGAACGUUAGAUUACAAAUCCAUAUAUCUGGGAUUAAA